AUGCCGCCGGAGCGGAUAUCCCAGUCCUACGCGCCGUUCCCGCCUUCCUCCCCUCCGCCGCCCACCUCCCCGCUCGUGGCGCCGUCGCGCGUGGCGCCGGCCGCGUACGUGGUGCUCUCGACGGCGUCGCUGGUGGCGUUCCUGGACAUCCAGCCGCUGGCGCGGGGUCACUUGCUGCUGUGCCCGCGGGCGCACCGGCCGCGGCUCACGGACGCGACGCCGCGCGAGGCCGCCGCGCUCGGCGCCCGCCUCCGCCUCCUCUCCGCCGCCCUCGUCCGCGCCACCGGCGUCCCCGACUGGAACGUCGUCCAGAACAACGGCGCCGCCGCCGCCCAGGUCGUCGACCACGUCCACUACCACCUCAUCCCCCGCCCCGACCUCCGCGCCCACCCCCCUCCCCCCCGCAGCUUCACCAUGUUCGGCCGCGGCGUCCGCCGCGACCUCGACGACGACGACGCCGCCGCCCUCGCCGACCUCCUCCGCCGCUCCCUCGCCGAGGUCCUCAAGGAGGCCGGGGAGGAGGAGGGGGGGGAAGAGUGGGAGACGGAGGAGGGGCAAGAUAAGAAACCUGAGAGAGGAAAAUUGUGACAUAUCAUAUAGUCUACGACUGGCAUUCGGCGCAAAAAAAGACGAAAGAAAGAAAAGUCACUUACACACGCAGUCGACACCUUCCGAAUUUUGUCUCCGCGAGACCGGCACGCGUGGGCUUGCAUAACGUCGAAGCCAGGCCUCUCCAUCUCGUCAAUUGGGCAUUUAUUCAACCACUCAAGGUCUAUAUGUCUACAUGCGCGAGAUGCUUAGAAAAAAACAUGUGUUCUAGUCUAUCCCGGGGCGCUCCCUGCGCUCUCCCUGACUAUUCGUCGUCGCCAAAGAAGACCUUCUCGGGCAGCCAGUCGUCCUUGCAGACCU
Molecule: messenger RNA, 909 nt
Organism: Durotheca rogersii
Lineage: Eukaryota; Fungi; Ascomycota; Sordariomycetes; Xylariales; Xylariaceae
Product: HIT-like protein
Exons: 2
Coding region: 1-588 (195 amino acids)
Biological process (GO): nucleotide metabolic process
Molecular function (GO): catalytic activity
Source: RefSeq, a predicted model, not a curated record